Molecule: messenger RNA, 1742 nt
Organism: Alligator sinensis (Chinese alligator)
Lineage: Eukaryota; Metazoa; Chordata; Crocodylia; Alligatoridae
Product: C-type lectin domain family 2 member D-like
Exons: 4
Coding region: 968-1450 (160 amino acids)
Source: RefSeq, a predicted model, not a curated record
GAAAAUGUUGGACCCAAACAAUGGAGACAAGAAGUGUUGUUCUGUAGCAGAGGAAGUAAUAAUAAUGCUAAGAGAAUACCCAGCUCUUUCACUGCAGUCUUCCUCAGCAAAUCUCUGAGCUGUGUCAGUAGUUCUAUGCCCAUUUUAGAGAGGAAGAAACUGAGGCAUAGGGCAGUGGAGUGCUUGCCCAGUCACCCAGCAGGUCAGUGGCAGAGCUGGUGAUACAGCCCAGGCAUCUCCUGCAUCUUUGGCUCAGUCCCUGCAGACAGCUUGCCAGUGAGCCCCAUUGAGAAACUGGCCUCACAGAACUAAAAUGGGAGCUGGAAUAGUUUUUAAAACUAGUUCUGUGUCCUCUUGAAAGACAAGGCUCCGCUUUUUGGGGACCCAGAAUGAAAGCAGAAGCUCUCAGUGUGGGCCCAAAGAAUUUCUCUUCUGAUCAGCCAGUUCUUGGCUCCUGAGUUUUUGAUCUGCAAUCUGGGAAGGCUGACAGGACUCUUUGAAAGCAUCUGAAUGAGUUGAUCAGAAUUUAGGAAGGAAUGUAUUACAUUGCUUGUCAAACAGCUCCUUUCCCCCCCAACAAUUCUUCACAAAAUUUGUUAACAUGCUGUUUUUAACUUUUUAAGUUUUUCAAUUUAAACAAAUGAGAGAACCUGGUGGGCUUUCAGGCCACAUGAAAUGAGAAUAACGCUGCCACCACACCCAGCACUCAGACCAGCAGCUGGACUUAAUGAGGAGCAGAAGCUAGUAAGCAGCAGCCCUAGGGCAGGAGAGUAGGUGGUGGGUGCGUAUGGAGGGAAGUUUGCGGAAGUUGUAAGCAGCCGAAUACACGCUCCCAUGACAGACGGCAUGUGCAUCUCCCAUAAUCUAGUGGAUGUAUGUACCAAGCACAGUGAUUUCUUGUUUUGUCUUUGUGGCAGAUUUAUGCCUAACGUGCAUUAAAGAGUAAUGGGUCCUAAUUGCAGUUACCAUGGUCAUCACAAUUUUGCUCAUUAUCAUCAUUGCAUUGGCAGCCAGAAAAUCUCCACCCUGCCCUUCUUGCACUGCUGCCUGCCCAGGCAACUGGCCUGGAUAUCAAGGGAAGUGUUUUCUCUUCUCAGACACAGAAGAGUCCUGGAACUCUAGUCAGGUCAACUGCUCUUCACAUGGAGCCUCCCUGGCUGUGAUUGACUCCCUAGAUGACUUGAUAUUCAUGCUACGUCAUAAAGGGAGACCUUACUACUGGAUUGGCCUUUGGAAGGAAACAAGCCAGCUCUGGAGAUGGACCAACGGAACUGUAUUCAAUAAUCUGUUUCCAAUCAGAGGAGAGGGGGACUGUGCCUAUGUGAAUGAUGAUGGUGUCAGCAGCUCCAGGUGCUCCUCAAAGAGGAACUUCAUCUGCAGCCAGCCAGAUAAUUGUGCCAGAGGAAAGCCAAGCAGCUUGAUGGAGAACAUAGCAGCAGAUGUGAUGUAAGGGACUGAUGCAGACUGUCUUGAGGACCUGCAGUCUGUGCACUGGUCAUCCUGCCUCUAUGACCCCUGCUGAGGACUUCAAGCCAGUGUCCAUCUGGGAGGUGUGUGACUCCAGUCUAUGUGUUUCUUUAAGUCCUCAGCUAUGGGCAUCAUGUGAUGAUGAUAUAAAACGUCUUUUCCUCUCAGGUUUUAGUUGUGUAGAGUUUGAAACUGGGCAACGUAAAAGACUGAAAAUGGAGAGCCAAAAUAAAAACGAAUCCAGCCAUUACUGGCAAUACUGAAUUAACAAGUUC